GUGUAAAUGUGUGCGUGCCUGCGAGAAACGAGAACGCGAGUGCACUGUGCGAGCUGUUGGCAAAGUGCGUGUGCAGAUGUGUGCGUCUUAAUGCAAGUGUUUGAUGUUUCUGGUCAAAUGAAGGCCUCCUAAUCUUGGAGCAACAAUAGACGCCCCCCCCCCCCCCCCCCCCCCCCCGCGUGGGCCGAGUGCUAAUCUUCUGGCCGGGUUAAUUGGAAGGAUGCCCGCCCCCAUCGCCUCAAACUGAUUUCCUGAUGAAAGCUUUUAAUUAAAAUGAAACUACUUUUCAUGGCUCUUGGCAUAAGGGGGCUUGUCACCCCCCCCCCCCCCCCCCCUCUUCAUCUUCCUUUCGGCUGCUGCGCCAUCUUCCAGGGAUUCCCUUCUUGUGCCCAUAAGCAGCGUGUACGUGUUGGAUUGUGUGUGUGUGUGUGAUUGUGUCGGUACACUAGGGGGGAAAAAAAAGGCCUUUGAAUUUGCUUAAUGCGGACAUGUACAUGGGUUGCACCUGACAAAAAAGGCUUCAACUGCCAAGCCGAGUGGAUUUGUAUCCCCCUCACUCCAAAUCCAGUUGACGAAGAUCGACAUCGCUUGAGCUAAACCCUAACCCAACCGGGCAGGGAAGAACUCCAAAGUCCAUUUUGGGGAAAAAGAAGCAACCUUGUCCAGUGGGCAACGUUGCAAUUGAAAGAGACGACGCCUUGUGGGAAGCGCUUCAGCCCUUGAGGAAUCGUAGCCUCCUGCCGGAGGAAAGGUCCUCCCCCUCUCGCGUCCCUCCUCUCGCCGCCUUCCCGUCGCUCCUGUUGAGAAGUUUCGGCGGCCGGACGGAAGAUGGACGCGGUCCGCGGGCGCGCGCCGGGCGUGCUGGUGGCGGUGGCGCACGGCGCGUCGUCGGCGAGCCUCAACAUCAUGCUCAAGUUCCUCAUCAGCAGCCUGCACUUCCGCUUCCUCACCUUGCUCCAGCUGGCCACGUACGCCGCCGCCGCGCUCGGCCUGGAGACCCUCCGGAGGCUCGGGAGGGUUUCCGUGCCCCCGUUCAGCCUCAGCCUCUCCAAGGAGUUUGCGCCGGUGUGCAUCCUGUCGACGCUCCAGUCGACGCUGACGCUGUGGUCGCUGCGCGGCCUGAGCCUGCCCAUGUACGUGGUGUUCAAACGCUGCCUGCCGCUCUUCACGCUCUCCAUCGGCGUCUGCGUCCUCAGGGAUGGCGCGCCCUCGCCCGGCGUCAUCGCCGCCGUCGUCAUCACCACCGGGGGCGCCGCGCUUGCCAGUGCGGGAGACUUGAGCGGUGACCCGUUCGGGUACGUGACGGGCGUCCUGGCGGUCGCGGUCCACGCCUCCUACCUGGUCGUUAUCCAGAAGACCAGUCUGGAGAGCCAGCACGGACCGCUCACCGCGCAGUACGCCAUCGCCGUCAUGGCCACACCGGUCCUGCUGGCGUGCACCCUGAUCUCAUCCGACGCCGUGGCCACGUGGUCGUACUCGGGCUGGAGCGACGCUCGCGUCUUAGCCUUGUUCCUGUCCAGUGUGACCUUCGGAUGCGCCAAAAACUUCACCACCUACCACUGCACCUACCUCAACUCGGCCGUCACCACCAGCUUCGUGGGCGUGGUCAAGAGCGUCAUCACCAUCACGGUGGGCAUCGUGGCUUUUGACGACAUGGCGCCCACCGCGUUGUUUCUGGCCGGUGUGGCGGUCAAUACGGCGGGCUCCGUCAUCUACUGCGUGGUCAAGUUCUUCGAGAUCAAGAAGAAGGGUUCUUAUGACCACCUGGAGGGCAGCACCAAGGACGGUGCGGCGGCGGCGGCGCCCCCUGGCGAGCCGUACCUCCAGGUGGACGAAGCGGGUGUCGACCGCGAGGUGAGGGGCGCGUCCUCCUGCGUGAUGAAGGAUAAGGACACGGCAGAGAUGCACAAGGAGCACCCCGACAAGGACGCGGCCCUCUCGGGGCAGGCGGCGGGCAACUAUGUCGGCGUGUGGCACUCCAUCAGACAGCCGCACUUUGCCAAGGAUGACGCCCUUGUCGACAACAUGGAGCAGCAGAGCCCCUAACGGGUGCUCGUGGUUCCGGCUGACGCGCUCCUCGCCUACAUUGGCGCGUUGCGGGGCUAACUGCACAUUCCUAGCAUGAUUAGAAACAAAAGAAUGCCAAAAAAGAAAACAGCCAAUCGGGGAAGGUAAAAAAGAAACUUUUUUCCACUGGUGAGCUAGCAGAGCUAAGCUACUUGUGCGAUCUGUCGCUUGCGUCUGCGGCGUUUUGUUUCGUGUGUUCGUCACGUCUGACGUCGGUGAUGUCAAUCGAUGCUCGUUUUCGCUCUUUCUGCUCGUGUUUAUUUUCCAUACGGACGCCGUUAGCUUAGCAUUAGCAGUCUUCUGAGCUUAACCUUCUGUGGCUCGAGAGCUUUUAUUUUUAUGCUAACACGAAGAGGCAUGAUGACCAUGUUAGCGUUAGUGCGCGUGCGCUCGCUAAUGCUAAUGGAUGAUGAAGCGGGAGUCAAAGAAAGAUGUAGGAGGCAUGAUGUUGUUGUGUGUGUGUGUGAGACCUCCUGACAGGUGGCAGCACCCCCCCCCCCCCCCCCCAGGCUUUAAAAACAGGAAAUAAGAAGCUAUGAUUGCUAUUGAUUUUUUCCAAAGAUCAUUUGAAGGCAACAAGACGUGCGCGUGCACAUGACGAUGAGCACCAACACUCACAACACACACACACGCAAUGACCAGUAAGUGUGUGUGUGUGUGUGUGUACACUUGUUCGUGUGUGUUCAUGCCCUCGUAUGUGUGUGUGAGAAUUUGUGUGUGCGCCAGGGUCGUCAGUAGGUUUUAUGGAUAGGGGGGCUUGGCCCCUCGGAGAGGCCCUAACCCCGAGCAAAUGUAGCGCACGAGCACACAUUUCACAAACGGCUAACGGAAAAUGAGAAAUUGCAUAUUAAUGUUUUUGGACAGAAAAGAAUACAAUAUCGAGUCAAAGUUCAAAGUCACCGUUAGAUUUAUUGUGUUAUUUCAGUGUGUUUUUUUUUUAAAUACAGUACACAAACACAGGAAUUAUGUUUACAGCCUUAACCCCCAAAAAAGACAAAAAUAUGUAUACCUAGUUAAAGCGUAUGCAAAAAAAGGCGAGCCCACCCUUUUCAAUUCACGACAAAUGACACAGAAGGUUUUCCCUUCGAGUCACUGAUGGCAUCGUUGUACGUUGGCCCGACGUGGGCGCAGGCAGUGCGGGUUGAGUUCCCACUCAGUGACGGUGUGAAUGUGAAUGCGAACACUUGUCUGUGUCUAUACGGGAAUGUGCCCUGUGACUGACUGGCGACCAGUUCAGGGCGUAGUCUGCCUUUUGCCCAAAGUCGCCCCGCGACCCCGAACAAGAUAACUGAUAUUGAGAACGGAUGGAGUACCCGGAGAAAAGCCACGGAGGCACGGGGCGAACAUGCAAACUGCACACGGGCGAGGCCGGAUUUGAACCCGCAACCUCAGCGUUGUAAGGCAGGUGUGCUCACCGGUCGUUUUUUGGGGCACAUAUGGGACUAAAAUGGUUUAGAGAAAAAAAAUCCUCAAUUACUUUUAAAUGAAAUCAUAAAGUCAUAUUAAAGUGGUCUUGAAAAUAGGUUAAUUUGGCUCGUAUUCAUCUCUCGGCUCUCUCUACUGUCUUAUCAUGACUUGACUAAAUCAUAUUUAAAGCGAAAUAAGUCUUGUACAAUGUUUCAUAUUUCAUAUCCAUAUUGAGUUCCAUAUGAUUCACAAAUGGCUUUGUUCUGAGACUCACAUUUGCAGUAGUCGCCGUCCUUUGUUAUUCUCUCUGAUUCCUACAGUUGAAUAGGGCCGGAGGAGUGAUUAUUCAAAUGAAAUGAAAUGAAAAGAAUGAAGGAUGGACAUAAGAAAGUAAGUCUUCAUCACUGCUGGUAGUAACAGUGAGUUAGUUCUAACAGCAGAACGUCCCGUGCUACUACUAACGAGCUCGUCAACUGAACCACUUGCCAACUGAACUUGCAAGUCGGCACCCGCGGAUUCACCUAUCUGCCGAUGUUUCGAUUUUCAAUUUUGUCCGUUUUUUUAAAUUAUUUUUCUUAUUUUUUGUAGGUGGGAAUCAUCCCCGAAACCGCUUAUUGGUGGUUUAUCACUGCUUAUUACAUAUUUUGGGGGGGUUAAAAAUAUAUAUAUACAAAUUCUGAAAACAACCAAAUCAUGAGAGGGGUGCUUAAGAACACUGGCUUGAUUUGACGCUUAUUCAAGUUUGUGUUUUUGUUUGCGUGUGUGUGUGUUGUUGAAAUCUCGUCAGCAUGAUGACGAUGGAUUUAUUCAUGAAUUAUUCAUUAAAAAAAUGACAAGGUGUGACUUGCA
Messenger RNA from Phyllopteryx taeniolatus (common seadragon), 4323 nucleotides. It is a transcript of the gene slc35d3, whose product is annotated as solute carrier family 35 member D3. NCBI's taxonomy places the organism in Eukaryota, Metazoa, Chordata, Actinopteri, Syngnathiformes, Syngnathidae. The transcript is spliced from 5 exons. Gene Ontology annotation, molecular function: antiporter activity. Bases 829 to 2046 code for a protein of 405 amino acids. Gene Ontology annotation, cellular component: Golgi apparatus. The record is from RefSeq and is a predicted model, not a curated record.